AUGGUUCACGUCAGGAUCCCGGCGUUUCUGCUCGGAGCAAUUGUAACAGUUUGGUUCAUCAACGAGCAAGUUUUAGGGCUGGAGAAUGGAUUGGCACGCCGACCACCGAUGGGAUGGAUGAGCUGGGAACGUUUCCGGUGCAUUACGGACUGCAAGAAGUACCCGGACGAGUGCAUCAGUGAGAAGUUGUUCAAAAGGAUGGCCGAUCUGAUGGUGUCGGAAGGAUACCGUGAUGCUGGCUACGAGUAUGUCAACAUCGACGACUGCUGGAUGGCCGAUGAACGCGACAAGGAUGGCGUUCUGCAACCGAACAAGGAGAGAUUUCCAAACGGAAUCAAACACCUAGCGGAUUAUAUCCACGAGCGAGGCCUUAAGUUUGGAAUCUAUCAAGACAUUGGCACGAAAACGUGUGCCGGCUAUCCGGGCAUGAUGGACUAUUUCAAGCUGGACGCACAAACGUUUGCCGACUGGCACGUGGACUUUAUCAAAAUCGAUGGCUGUUACGCGGACGUUGAGCUGAUGGUGGAUGAUUACAUUAAGUUUGGUGAAUAUAUGAAUCGGACUGGGCGACCGAUACUGUACUCUUGCUCGUGGCCGGCUUACCAGGAGUACGAUGGCAUCAUCCCCGAUUAUGAGCAGCUAAAGAAGACCUGUAACAUGUGGCGUAACUGGGGCGAUAUCGAGGACUCGCAUGAGUCGGUGGUCGAGAUAACGAAAUACUUUGCUGACAAUCAGGAUAGAAUCGUACCACACCAUGGACCGGGUCACUGGAAUGAUCCCGACACGUUGGUUCUAGGAAACUACGGACUAAGCUACGACCAGAGUAAAUCCCAGCUGGCCGUUUGGACGAUUCUAGCAGCACCCGUGCUUAUCUCCAACGAUCUGGCGAAGGUCACGCCGGAGAUCAAGGAGCUCCUGCUUAACCGGGCCAUCAUAAAGGUGAACCAGGACCCACUCGGCAUUCAGGGGAGACUUGUGAAGACGUUCAACAAAAUGGAGAUCUGGAAACGGCCAGUACUGCCAAGGGUGGGCCACGAGUUGACGCAAGCCGUUGCCUUUGUUAGCCGCCGUGCAGAUGGGGCCCCGUACUCGGUGACGGUGCACCUUCAGGAGGACGUCGGGCUCAGCAACAACACCAUCAUCAAGGGCUACAAAGUUUACGAUCUCUUCAACCCGGACGCCAAACCGAUGCUGCUGAGGGCCAACGCAAACUUUGAAACACGCGUCAACCCGUCCGGGGCCAACUUCUUCCGCUUCGUGCCUCAGUAUGGAACGGAUUUUAUCCGCUUCUAA
This is a messenger RNA of Anopheles coustani, 1293 nucleotides long. RefSeq names its product alpha-N-acetylgalactosaminidase. Bases 1 to 1293 code for a protein of 430 amino acids. Gene Ontology annotation, molecular function: alpha-galactosidase activity. Gene Ontology annotation, cellular component: cytoplasm. The record is from RefSeq and is a predicted model, not a curated record. NCBI's taxonomy places the organism in Eukaryota, Metazoa, Arthropoda, Insecta, Diptera, Culicidae. The transcript is spliced from 7 exons. Gene Ontology annotation, biological process: glycosylceramide catabolic process; glycoside catabolic process; oligosaccharide metabolic process.